UACCUGUGUAGGUGUGUCGGCUCCAGUCCCCUCCCUCCACUGCCGAGUGGCACUGACGUCAGGGCGACGGUGUCCAAGUGUCAUAUACCUAUCCACCACGGUUGUCCGCCAGUCGGCCCGACAUGGGACUGCUGCUCGGUACCUACUCUGUGCACCAAGACCUGCCGACGCGCCGCAUUUUCACAUAAGUAGAUCAGUGUCGAUCGGGGAAGCCUUCAAAGUUCAGCCCCGGCAGUUCGCCAAUUAUAGUCCGUCCUGUCCGUGGCCACUCGGUUUCACGCAACGCCUUCGCAGCGCAGUCUCGAGCCACCUGGAACUCUUACCUAAUACCUACGGCAAUCGGUACACCAUUGUAUUUUACAAAUAUGUAGGAGUCGAAGAUGAUAAUGUACACAUACGUUGUAUUAUUGUCUUGUCAGAGAGACACGGGGGGGCCCGGCGGGUGUGUACCUCGUCAUAACACAAUGUGCGUGUAGUGGCUCUUUUGUACAUAUAUAUUUAUUAUCAAGUGUUAGGUGACAAGUAUAUAUUUGUGUAUGCAGGAUACAAUAUUUUACUUGGUAAUUGAAUACUGUGCAUCCUGAAAACGUCGGUUCCUCGGUGCAACGGAAACACACGAGUGCUCGCAGACGGAUUGUUAUAGGUGAUGGUAGUGACGUUGUGAAAUUCAUUGUUGUGUGAUGUAUACGAGUUGGCGUAGUGUAUAGUGGCAACAGAGCUUGCGCGCGUGUGCGCUUGCGAUCCGUGAUAGUGUAUUAUAGGUGAGGUAUACCCCUCCACCAGCACUCCUGAGCUGAAAAAGAGAGGACAAACGCAAAAAUGGGUAACCAGCCGUCCGCCCACCAGCCGCUCGAGAAGGGCUUCAAGAGAGCCAGGAGCUUUCGUUUCUCGAAGCGCGAGCGAUCGCCGAACAAGAGGAUGGACCGAUUGCGGAGGAGCUUUCGGGACAGCUUCCGCCGGCGGAGGGAGCCGACUUCGCCGGAGGCCAGCAGGCCCCAUCAGUGGCAAGCGGACGAGAGCGCGGUGCGCUCGGGCAACUGCGCCUUCCAAGUCAAGUACUUGGGAUGCACCGAAGUGUUCGAAUCCAGGGGGAUGCAAACGUGCGAGGAGGCUCUGAAAACGCUAAGGAGCUCGAAGAGAAGGCCGAUCCGAGCUGUUCUGCACGUUUCCGGGGAUGGGCUCAGGGUGGUCGACGACGAGACGAAGGACCUGAUAGUCGACCAGACGAUCGAAAAGGUGUCCUUUUGCGCACCGGACCGCAACUGCGAAAAGGGAUUCAGCUACAUAUGCAGGGACGGCACGACCAGGCGAUGGAUGUGCCACGGCUUCCUGGCCGUCAAAGAGUCCGGUGACAGGCUGAGCCACGCGGUCGGGUGCGCCUUCGCGGCUUGCCUGGAGAGAAAGCAGCGCAGGGACCAGGAGUGCGGGGUCACGAUGACGUUCGACCAGCGGACCUCGACGUUCACGCGGACCGGUAGUUUCCGCCAGCCCAGCCUCACCGAGCGCAUGCAGGACCCCCAGGAGCGCGCGAUCGACGUUCCACCGUCGCGGCAAGUGCACAAUCCGUACGCGAUCGAGAGGCCCCACGCGACGCCGUCGAUGCUCGAGCGUCAGGGCUCCUUCCGGGGCUUCGACCAGCUCAACCACGCCUCGCCCUUCAAGCGCCAACUGAGCUUGCGCGUCAACGACCUUCCCAGUAACUACGAGCGCGUCAGGAGCCACAGCCUCGAGCCCACGGACUUGGCGCGCCUGCCCAUGCCCAUCAAGCCACCCGUGAGCCCAAUCCCGGAGAUAUCGCCGAGCGGCCAAGACAGCGUGUUGGCGUUGUGUCAGCAGGUGACGCGCGACCUCUCGCUGCUCUCCAGCGACGACUUUAGCUCCUCGGUCAUAAAAACGACGACCACCGUCGUCAACAAGCUCGACUCGACGACAACGACGACGACGACCACCAUCAUUCCUGGAGUUACCGGCAUAACCAGCAGCAACUCCCUCGACAACCUAAAGAUGCUGCAGAACGGUUUCGGCGAUAUCAUUCCUAGCAGAAGCAUCAUCAACAACAACAAUAACAACAGCAGCAACAACAACAACAACAACAAUAAUAACAACAACAACAGCAACAGCAAUCACAGCAAUCACAACGGCAACGGCAACAGUAGCACAGGGGGCCAUCAUCAGCAUAACAACAACCUCAUAGAGGAGAGCAACCCGUUGAGCAGCGACGGCCAGAGCUGGCAGGAUAGUUCGUCGAGCACCGUGUCGUCGGUGAACCCUAGGCUGACACCAAUCUUGAACCAGUGCUGUCCCUCGCUGAGCCCCGUCAUGCCGCACGGCAGUGGCAGCGCCGCCACGGCCACGGUCAACAGUUGCGCCAUUCCCUCGAUCUUCGACACGCCCGCGGCGAGUCCUGUCUUCAGCACGACCUCGAACUCCUCGUCUCUCGGCAGCACUGGCCAUCAUCAUCAGUUCGCCAGUAGGUCGCCCGUGCCGGUCCCACCCCCGCUGCCAACCUCGGUUCUUCAGGGCAGCAGCACUAGCAGCAGUAGCUCCGAGAUGUCGGUGGCCACCGAUGCCAUUCCCACGCCGGCCAUCUCGUCCGCGAUACCCGUAGCCGAGGUGCAGCCGGUACAACCCAACAAGCCGGAGGUUCCAAGGGCCGCGGAUCGGUGGCUGGCUGGCGCCCCAACCGCGGCCAAAUUGUCGUCGGUUCCCCCGCCGAUAGCGCCACGUAGGGCCCCACCUCUGCACGCCAGGGCGAUGAGCCUCGGCUCGGCGACAAAGGCACCGACUCCUGCGAGGCAAGGACCCGCCGAUCCCUUCGACGCGGCUUGGGCAGACACGGUAGCGCGCAGACAGACCCCGACCACCAAUCCUUUCGUCAUGCUUCCCAACACCACGCAAGCUUUUCAGGUGCAAUUAUAGCCAGAGGAGGAGGAGCAGCUCAGGGACACGCGCGUAUUUUCAACGGACAGUUGAGGUGCUCCGCAUUGCAAGAUUCACUUGCCGGGAAUUCGUUGACUUGAGCGUCGAUGGAAUAGUACAGCAAUAGUGGCUGAAUUCAUGAUGCUUGGCAAUAAAGUUACUUACUCACGGCAACGACCCUCUUGUUUGCCCAGAUUUUAGGAGCUCACGGCUUAUAUAUAUACAUACAUAUAUAUAUAUGAUAUCUGUGUAGUAUUAUUAUCUAUGGCGAAAGCGUAUAUUGAAAAAACUUGUUACAUUUGUAAAAAAGUUUAGUUUAGAGUUACCGCGGGUGUAACUAAACGGCACAUACCUAUUUAUGGAUCCAGUGUUAUUUAUAUACAUACCACGCAAGACAAGUAUUACGAUGAUUCUACCGUGUAGAUAUUCGAACAGAUGGCGUACAAGGUAGAGAGAGAGAUAUGAGUAUUUAGAGCGUGCCAUUCAUUCAAAUGGCUUAUUGUAAAUAUCGUUUGAGUUUGUUAUCAAAUAUUAAUUUGACGCGCCGCACCAGCCUCGAUGAUCUGCAGACGCGCAACUAUUAACUUACUUUCGUCGUGGACCCACUCUCGCUGGCUUCAUGCGAGGUAUAUUAUUAAUAUACAAUUGUAAUAAUGCUAUUGCCACAAACUUAGCUAACGGUUACAUAUAAUAGUAAUAAUAGUAAUAAUAAUAAUAAUAAUAAUAAUAAUAAUAAUAAUAAUAUACACUUGAAAAGCUGCAAUAAACUUAAUUAUAUAGUCUGACUUACGUAUAAGCUCGAGACUACUAACUUGAGCUCAAUUAUUGUCGUUCUUUGCAUGAUGCGCAAAAAUUAACACGCACCGAUGAACUUCUACUGCACCAAAUUUAACAACAUUAUCACAAAAGCUACGACAUAUAUAAUAAAUAAAUAUAGCGUGAAUAUUGUUGAAAAAGAGAAAGUUAUGGCACUUUUAUCUUUACUAGGAAAAUACAAUUUCGAACGACGUGUGUUGUAUGAGCAAAUACACAUACAUUCGUGCAUAAAGUACGAUGAAAAAAAAAGAAAAAAUAUAAGUAUUCGUUGAAUAUAUCGGACAAGAUCUGUGAUAUGCUGAAUUGGUCAGUACUUAUGAUUCGCGGGGACUCGGCUACUGUAACUGUAAAUAUGACAUUUGGAACAAAUAGAAUAAUUAUUAACAGGAUCGUAAUGUCCCUUCAAGUCAAGAUGUAUGAGAUUGUCAGACUGCCCGGGAAUGAUAAAGUUAUUUUAAACCAAAUCGGAGUACAAAGUUUUCUUUGUUUUACGAUACAAAUAUUUAAUGAACUUUUUUUAGUAGUUGAAUUUCUCCGAGCCCAGCAUUAAAAAUGUCAAAUUAGUAUGCAACAUCUGAGAGACAGGUUAAAUGUGAUUUACCUUGAGACGAAGAAUAAAUGGAUAUAGUAUUGUACAUGCUUAGUUAAAAAGAAUAUUGAAAUGUAGUUAAAAAUGAGUCUGGUUGUCGAUUAACUCCUCACUACAACAUCAUUACCAUUAUUAUUAUUAUUAUGAAAAUUAAUCGACAUAGACAUUACAGAGAUGUAGCAGUAUCAAUAUGUUCUCUCACACAAUUAUUGUUGGUUAUUAUUAAAUUGGUAUUCUUCUCUAAAGACGCGAAAAAAAUAUAACUUAAAAAUGCAUAGUAGGUGCAGCUAACAAAAGAAAAAAUUAUUGUACAGUCAUAGUGCAGAUGGAUGAUGUUGGGAUGUAUAAUGGGUAACAUGAGCGCGACUAUUACUAUGUAAAGCCGCGUAUGUGCAUGAAAGCGAAAGUAUUAUACGUACCACGAAAGAACGUUAAUAAUAAGAGAACCGUAUCGGUAAUUUUUUUUCACGGGCCGAGUCUUGCAUCUCAUUCGUUUUCUCUCAACUCUCGAUACAGUUUAGUCAAUUUUAAGGAUGAUUUUUUCAAAUAUUUAUCAUGUGUUUGUACAGAAGAUGAGAAUUGAGUUUGUCGGUAUUUUUUACCAGAUCAAAUAAUUACACCGUAUAAUACGUUUUUUAAUUAAUUUUGUAAAUAAGAAAGAUUUGAGGUAUUUAUAACAAGAAGCAAAAGAACUAUGUGAGCUAAGAUAUUCAGGAUUACAUAAAUUAAAAGAUAUUUCACACACAUCAAAGAAAAAAAAAAAAAUAGAAAAGCUUUAAAAGAUUUGGCGCUAAAUAUGACUGAAAACGUGUUUCGAUGCGAGUAAUGUGCUGAAAAGUUUUUUAAAAAAAUCUGAACGAGGCGCCUAUUCGUAUAAACAUAACUGAUCGCACACCACUACUUUUUUUUACUCGAGUGGCUUACUUAAAAUAUAUUAUCGUAGUCCGAGAGAAUCUAAAAUAAGCCGCUUGACCCGUCUCGCGAUUCUUAAAAAUGCAGCUCAACCGAAAGUACAUAUUUUGAAACUAAAACAAAACUAUUUCUAUAAUUUUUCACAACAUUACGAGUGUUGUAAGCUUAUGUAAAGCGGUCGUUCGUAUUCAGGAACAACAACAAUUGCAUCAACGGAAAUUUCAUUAAAAGUGCGGGUGGGGCGGGACAAAAAAUCAUUUCGAGAAAAUAGUUCGUUGGAGGCGACGGAUUUUGGCUGAAGUAUUGCAAACUCAAAGGUAAAAAAAAAAAACAUCAUCGAUGCCUUUUGUCCGUCCCGAAAAAAAAAAAAAAUAAAAAAAAGACAGUGUC
Messenger RNA from Copidosoma floridanum, 5626 nucleotides. It is a transcript of the gene numb, whose product is annotated as NUMB endocytic adaptor protein. Lineage: Eukaryota; Metazoa; Arthropoda; Insecta; Hymenoptera; Encyrtidae. The record is from RefSeq and is a predicted model, not a curated record. Gene Ontology annotation, cellular component: cytoplasm.